Messenger RNA from Cucurbitaria berberidis CBS 394.84, 1095 nucleotides. RefSeq names its product structural constituent of cytoskeleton. Gene Ontology annotation, cellular component: Arp2/3 protein complex; actin cytoskeleton. The transcript has 2 exons. Lineage: Eukaryota; Fungi; Ascomycota; Dothideomycetes; Pleosporales; Cucurbitariaceae. Gene Ontology annotation, biological process: Arp2/3 complex-mediated actin nucleation. Gene Ontology annotation, molecular function: actin filament binding. The coding region runs from base 1 to 1095 and encodes 364 amino acids. The record is from RefSeq and is a predicted model, not a curated record.
AUGGCCAGCCCCGAAGCCCACCACCUCUUCCACCACCCCAUCGCUGACCACUCCUUCUCCGCCGACCGCCAGACACUCGCCGUAGCCCGCGAGAACAACGUCGACUUGUUCCAGAAGAGCGGCAGUGGCUAUAAGCUGCAGGAUGAGCUGACAGGGCAUGAUAAGACGGUCACGGGCGUGGACAUCGCGCCCAUUUCGGGCAAGAUUGUAACAUGCUCGCAAGAUCGAAAUGCUUAUGUCUGGGAACCUUCACCCCAGGGAUGGAAACCUACGCUGGUGCUUCUCCGUAUUAAUCGCGCUGCCACCUGUGUCCGCUGGGCACCUUCAGAGACCAAGUUCGCCGUGGGAUCGGGUGCCCGCCUGAUCCCCGUCUGCUACUUCGAAGAGGAAGACAACUGGUGGGUCUCAAAACAUAUCAAGAAGCCCAUCCGCUCCACGGUCACCUGUGUAGCCUGGCACCCAAACUCGGUCCUGCUGGCAGCCGGCUCCACCGACGGCCACGCUCGCGUCCUAUCCUCCUUCGUCAAGGGUGUUGACGAGCGACCGGAAGCAUCAGCUUGGGGAGAGCGACUCCCCUUCAACACUGUAUGCGGCGAGUUUUUGAACAACACCGCAGGAUGGGUACACAGCGUUGCCUUCUCGCCGUCCGGUAACGCCCUCGCUUUUGCAUCCCACGACAGCACGCUCACCGUCGUCUACCCUGACGGCCCCGAACAAGCCCCCCGUGCUAUCCUCAGCGUCAGCACCCAGGUGCUACCCUUCAUGUCGCUGGUCUGGAGUUCUGAGGACGAGAUCAUCGCUGCGGGGUACAACUGCGAGGCAUACCGCCUGCAGGGCUCUGAGUCCGGAUGGCAGCUUGCUGGAUCGCUCGAGCACAAGGGUCGACCUGGUUUGACUGAGCAUCGUGAGGAGAGUGCGUUGAACAUGUUUAGGCAGAUGGAUCUAAAGGGCAAGGGCGGCUCGGAUGACACCAAGUUGAAGACUGUGCAUCAGAAUACUAUCAACACGAUUCGCAGAUUUGAGGAGAGCGGUGGGAAUGUGACUAAGAUCAGCUCGACAGGUGUGGACGGAAGGGUUGUUAUCUGGACAUUGUAA